CAUUUUCGAUAAAAUGUGUCACUAAAUUUUAAUUAGAAACACAAAUCUUCACACGCACGCAUACACACACACACUUUCGUUUUAAACCUGCCAUCAUUAUGCCGUCAUCUCAUCGUGUUAAAGACUGUUUAAAAUCAAUCACAAAUGAAGAGAUUAUGGUGUAUAGAUUUCGCGCCUACGUCUCUCCCCUUCUUGCACUAAUCGGUAUUCCAACCAACAUACUAGUCAUUAUAAUCUUCAUUAUAAUCGAUAAACGCGGAUCAUGUCGUUUCAAUCAUUAUGCUAUCUGGUUAGCAUUCUCACACUUAGCCCAACACAUUAUCAAUACACUAAUUGAUGAUUUCCUCGGACGUGGAUUACUCUGGGCAACUGGUUGUCGUAUCUGGUAUCAAGUCGAUGCGUAUUCAUCAUUCACGUGUAAAGCCCUGACUUACCUGUCAGAUGUAUUCGCACUGAUCAGCUCUUUUAUUCUAAUGCUAUUCAGCAUUGAUCGUGUCUGUUCCAUAUACAAUCCAAAACGAUGUGAACAAACAUUGCACUUGGGUGUAGCAAAACUGUGUAUACCUAUUAUAUAUAUUGUCUGCCUACUAUUAAAUAUACCUCAUAUUAUCAACGCCGAUCUAAAGUAUACUUCAAAUCGUGAACUCAGUUGUGAAUAUGUUGACCCAGUGGCUAAUGGAGUUAAAUAUGUAUUAUAUUUAUAUAUAAUUGGUGGGACACUGCUACCAGCCUUAUUGAUUUUUAUUACAAAUAUCUUAAUCUCAUGUAAGCUGAAAUCAGCGAUACGUCGAUCGAAGUCUAUCGGUUUCCGUGAUAAAGAUUCACACAGUGAGUUGAGCAAGGUUAUUACUCACUUGGCUAUCAGUAUUAUGUUCACGUGUUUAUCCAUUCCUCUGGUUAUCUUAGUUAUAUUACGACAAGAAGUACACUUUAAAAAUUAUGAAAUAAUCUAUCCUAAAUAUGCGCAUAAAAUUAUCCAGCUAUCGAAGUUGUUCAGUUCUCUGGAGUCAUUUAAUCAUACGUUUGAAUUUUUCUUCUAUUGGGCAUUUUUACCAGUUUUUCGAAGAACAUUGUAUCAAAUGCUGUCGAGUUGUUAUUCUUCGUUGUUGUGUAAUGCUAAAAAGACGCAUGACAAGGAGACAAGAGAUAUGAAAGUCAUGAAUAGUACUUAUAACAUUAUAAGUAAUAAUCAUAAUCAUAAUAAUAAUAAUGAAUUUGCUAACAAUAAUCAAAAAAUAAACGUUUACAAUCACCUUCACUCGUUGUAUCAUUCAUCUGAAUUAGGUAAUUAUUAUACAUCUUCAUAUUUCCCUAUUGGCUAUUCUCCUUUACGUCAAUACAAAGGCUGUCAACACCUACAUCAUCAACGGCAUCCUUCCCUGAGGUAUAAUUACCAUUACUACGCACCUGGAGAACGAAAACAACAUGAGCUAUAUUGUCAGUUAGAAUAUAGUAAACCGUUAAGUUUUUAUUGUAUCGAUGACAUUCUACAUAAGAAUUCUGUACACGAUAAUAAAAUGAAUCAGAGAAAGUUAUCAAAAGAUUCUAAUUUUAUGAUGGUCAGUAAUUUAUGA
Molecule: messenger RNA, 1574 nt
Organism: Trichobilharzia szidati
Lineage: Eukaryota; Metazoa; Platyhelminthes; Trematoda; Strigeidida; Schistosomatidae
Source: the annotation of a GenBank genome assembly